Scheffersomyces stipitis CBS 6054 is the source of this 1909-nucleotide messenger RNA. Its product is annotated as tetrahydrofolate synthase. The record is from RefSeq and is a predicted model, not a curated record. Gene Ontology annotation, biological process: tetrahydrofolylpolyglutamate biosynthetic process. NCBI's taxonomy places the organism in Eukaryota, Fungi, Ascomycota, Pichiomycetes, Serinales, Debaryomycetaceae. Gene Ontology annotation, cellular component: cytoplasm; mitochondrion; cytosol. Gene Ontology annotation, molecular function: tetrahydrofolylpolyglutamate synthase activity; ATP binding. Bases 198 to 1811 code for a protein of 537 amino acids. The transcript has a single exon.
ACAUAUUCUGUCCUACAACCGUCAAUUGUGUUGAUUUCUGCGGCAAGUAGACUGCUAUUGCCAAUUUCCAACUCGAAUCGGCAAUUCUUCCGGAACCAUCUGAUAUCAUUCGUACCAUACAUAUCUAGUAGAAUCUACAGAAUCUACAGAAUCUGUUUUACCUAUAGCCCAGCCAGACUAUCAGCCAGACUUUCUUCAUGAGUCUUUCUUCUCCAACUGCUGCUGAUUCCAUGCGUGUUCCUCCCGCUGCUGCCAGAACAUACAAGGACGCUAUUGCUGCGCUCAACAGCCUUCAGUCGAACUUUGCUCUGAUCGAAGCUUACAGAAAGCUAGGUCCUUCAGUAGAUAGAAACCAGUUGCUGAUAGAUGAAGUCUACGAAUAUACACGCAGAUUGGGCUAUACGCCCCGGGACUUCAACAAGUUGAACAUCAUACACAUCACAGGCACCAAAGGAAAGGGACUGACUUGCGCUUUCACAGAGUCGAUCUUGAAACAGUACUUGAACACCGGGGCCUCUGGUAGCUCAGCCAACAUCACCAAGAUCGGCUUGUACACUUCACCACACUUGAAGUCUGUCCGGGAGCGGAUCAGAAUCAACGGAAGUCCCAUCAAUGAGAGCAAGUUUGCCAAAUACUUCUUUGAAGUGUGGGACAAGCUUUCGGCUACGACUUCUUCUCCAGAGAAGUUCCCUACACUCCAGCCUUCAGAAGUAGUGAAGCCCAUGUACUUCAAGUACUUGACGGUAUUGUCGUUCCAUGUAUUUCUCUCUGAAGGUGUAGACACCGCUAUUUACGAAGUAGGCGUAGGUGGACAUUACGAUUCCACUAAUAUCAUCGAGAAGCCAACUGUCACCGGGAUCUCGAGUCUAGGAAUUGAUCACACCUUCAUGCUUGGCGAUACCAUUGAGAAGAUCACUUGGAACAAGACUGGAAUAUUCAAGAAGGACGUACCUGCAGUUGUUUCCGAACAGGUAGAACAUCCUCUGUCGCUCGAUGUAGUCAAGGAACGAGCUGUUGAGCUCGGUGUGGCCAGUCUUGAAAUCGUAGACCGCAAACUUCUUCCUUCUGACACUAGGUUGGGUUUGGCUGGUGAUUUUCAGAAGCAAAACGCAGCUCUAGCUGUAAAAUUAUCUACUAUCCAUCUUCAGAAGUUGGGAUUUACGGAUUUGCCUAAGUUCAACGAAGACGGCUCUAUCGAAGAAUUGAACGAUAAAUUCAUAGCAGGAUUGGAGCAGGUCAAAUGGGAUGGAAGAUGCCAGAAGAUUCUCAACAAACCGGGCUUUGAAGGCAUCAGCUGGUACAUCGACGGAGCACAUACUUUAGAGUCAAUUAAUGUCUCCGCGCAAUGGUUCAAGAGCGAGCAGAAAAGAGCUCCUUCCACUGUAAAGAGAACAAGAAUCUUAUUGUUCAACCAGCAGAACCGUGAGAAUGCUGAUCUCUUGCUAACAAAGUUGUACGAAAACAUCUCUACUGGCGAUGCUCCUUUGCCUUUUGACCAUGUCAUUUUUACGACGAACAUCACUUGGUCUGACGGCAAGUACAACUCUGACUUAGUAUCGUUGAACACUAGCAAAGAGUUGGUGGAUUCGUUGACGAUUCAAAAGAACUUGGCUCAAACGUGGUCAGACUUGGACCAGAAACACAAACACAACGCCAGAAAACACAUCUUCCAUGAUAUUGAGACAGGAGUCAACUUCAUCAAGAGCUUGACAAAGUCGCCGGAACUUGGCGAAGUUGAUGUCUUUGUGUGUGGUUCUAUUCAUUUGGUUGGAGGUUUCUUGGUUGUACUCGAUAACGAGAAAGAUCAGUGAUGAAUACUGAUAUAUAUAGACAGAUAUAGUACAGAAUGAUAUCUUCCUUAGAGUAGAGCGGAUGAUAAUACUACCUUAGUACAUGGUAAUAAUUACUG